This is a messenger RNA of Aureobasidium uvarum, 1041 nucleotides long. The record is from the annotation of a GenBank genome assembly. NCBI's taxonomy places the organism in Eukaryota, Fungi, Ascomycota, Dothideomycetes, Dothideales, Saccotheciaceae.
AUGAAAGCCCCUCGGCAUGGCAAUGGCUACAUACCAUUCGAACAAUUGAUCAAACUGGAAAAGGUGGACGAAACCACCUACCGCAGCACCGCCCUACCUUUUUCUCCUAAUGGCUCUGGUAGAGCGUAUGGUGGCCAUGUCUAUGCCCAGGCUGUCUGGGCAGCGGCAAACACUGUCGAGGCCGGCUUUGUAAUACAUAAUGUUACCGGUUUCUUUGUCCUGGCUGGCGAUUCUUCGAUACCGUUCAUCUACCGAGUUCAGACCAUCCGGAACGGGCGGUCGUAUUGUACUCGCUUGGUAAACGUCACCCAAGCCGAAGGCGAUGGAAUAUGCUUUACCUGCACCUGUUCAUUCAAAUUGCCCGAGGAAAGUCAUUUUGAUGUCCAAGAGAGGAUUGAACUAGAUCAAAAGUAUGGCAUUUCUCUCUCUGGCAAAAAGCCAGAAGACUGGGAGGAAGUUUCGGGCAUGGACGUGCCUUGGGUAGGUUAUGUUCACUCAUUGAUCAGUGGUUCAUCAGCUCAUUUCGUCCAANNGUACAAUUCUCGUAGGAAACUCACAGGCAGGAAUGACGCAUUCCCUGGGCUUGAGUCUCGCAAGGUGGAUAUGACACCCUACAACACUUCACUCUCACCAUUCGACCGUCGUCAACUCUUCUUCUACCGCGCGAUCGGCGAUCUGCCACCGGAUCCAAACAUUCACGCUUGCGCGCAUCUAUAUGCAUCUGAUCGCAACUCGCUCUUCAUAGUAGGACGCCAUUUUGAGAUUGGCGACAAAUUCACACAUAUGGCAAGUUUGAGCCACACCGUAGUUUUCCACAGCCCUGCUUCGCACAUCAUGCUGCAGGAUCAGUCGGGCAAACGUUGGUUCUGUCAGGAAGUAUGGACGACAAGAGCAGGUGGGGGACGAGCAACACAUCAUAGUCGCGUCAUCGGGCCUGGAGGAGCACAUGUGGCCACGACUUUCCAGGAAGGCAUGAUAAGAGUAGGUCUUGGUGAUAAUCAGUAUGAGAAGGCGUACAAGAAGUCGCUGGAACGUCUUUAG